AGUUACAUAAUAAGUAAUAACUAAGCCACUAUUUUUUUUAAAAAUUAUAGUGUAGUAUUUUAUUUGUUACCCAUGAUCCAAAUGAUAUGAAUCAAUUUAAAAGAUUUGUAGUAUCCGGAACAAACUUAGUUAUGAACAAAAGGUGUACAAGUGUUCACUCGGCUGGUAUUGAACAAAUACAUGAAAUGCCUCUUAAUGAAAUCAUACGACCAAUUCCACCACAAGUAGAUGAAGGAAAGGUUAAGAGUUUAAUGGAUACUUUGUCAGAUCCAGACCUUACAGAUUCAGUACCACCAAUAGACGUGUUAUGGAUAGUAGGAAGAGAGGGUGGUAAUUACUUUUAUUCAUUUGGUGGAUGUCAUCGGUAUGAAGCUCACAAACGUUUAAAAAAGGACACAGUAAAAGUAAAAUUGGUAUCUUCAAAUAUUCAAGAUUUACACAACUACUUGGGAGCAUCCACACCCGAUCUUAAAUGAUAAUAUUAUCUUAUUACUGUUAAUUAAUUAUAAUUGGAUUUCGAGGGUUUUCAGGUUUUCAAAUUCAGCAAAUAAAUUGAAAAUUACUUUAAUUACUAAUAAGAAAUAAAUAAAAUAACAUUUCAUGAAUAAU
Acyrthosiphon pisum (pea aphid) is the source of this 609-nucleotide messenger RNA. It is a transcript of the gene Srx, whose product is annotated as sulfiredoxin. Gene Ontology annotation, molecular function: sulfiredoxin activity. Gene Ontology annotation, cellular component: cytoplasm. NCBI's taxonomy places the organism in Eukaryota, Metazoa, Arthropoda, Insecta, Hemiptera, Aphididae. Gene Ontology annotation, biological process: cellular response to oxidative stress. The record is from RefSeq and is marked provisional.